CGCGAUGUUUCCGCAUUCGCUUUCUGCAGCAGUUUGCUUUGCACCCGUAUGGAAGAUGGCCGAAGUGUAAGAUAAUGUUCAAAUCAAGUAAUCGCCGUUCUUGUACGCGAUACAAUUGAUUGUUCAGACGUUGGAGAAAUUAACCCAGUGAAGUAUCGUAUUUGCGGAUAUUUUUCCACGUAUGAGCGCAAAGGAAAAUGGAUUUCGGAACAUUGUUGAAUGUAGCGCAAAAGAACGAAGGUGGAAAACAGCCGGUCGCCUGUUAUCAGACAAAGUUCACGCCGCCCAAAAAACAGUCCAAGUCGUCGAGCAAUUUAUCGUCUAAUAUUAAAAAGUUUCUCGCCAAGAAAGAGGAGGAGGAACGACAGAAGGCUUUAGAUGCUAAAAAGAGAAAAGAGAAUCUUUUAGCGUUACGAGAUCACAAGGCUCAGAGUAGAAUCAAUAAGCAUUUAAAAGUCUGUAAAGCUGCUAAUAAAUCUGUACUUGCAGACGCUAUUGAUAAUGACAACACGGCCGUUACUAUGGCAGGCCCUUCUCAGCCGGAUGAGGAUGAUUAUGGUUACGUAUCUCAGGAGGCUUCGGCUUUUUACAAUCAGCUUAUGAACAAGUAUAAAAAUCUGCCACAAGAAAAACCAUUGUUUUCCGAAAGUGGAAAGAAAACCGUUAAGGAUAUCGCGACUACUAAGGACAGAGUAAAACAAGCACUGAAACAACAAGAAAUAGAGGAUUCCUCGGGUCAUAAACGAAAACGAAGAUCUCAGGUUACGAGUGGUGAGAAAGAGUUACCGAUUCCUGAACCAGAUUCUAAACAGGAAAAGGAAAGAACAACAGUGCCUGAAAAAGAAAGAGACGAAAAACCGAGGCCUAAGAAAAGACCACUACCUCCGCCGAUGGAUUUCAUGCAACUCCUACAGAUAGCUGAAAAAAAACAGCAUGAGCCCAUUGUAUUAGAGACGAAACCAAAACCGACGAAAAUUGAAGAACCUGAAAGAUUGAUGACCAAAAAACAGAUGAGGGAACAUCUCAAGGAAAAGGAAUGGCGGGAGAGAAAAGAGCAGCGAGAUCGUAUGAAUGAAAAUUCGAAAAAUUCUCACUCUCCAGUAAAUUCUGGUAAGACUGCCAAACCCGCAGUUAAUAGAAUUCCCAAAUUAAACGGUACAAAAAGUGUACCGAGUUCUAGCGUUACGGAGAAAAAUACCUUGUCGCAUAAGCCGCCCAUAGGUACUAUUCCCAAGAAACCGUCUGCACUCAGUGAUAGAGUCGGUAAUCAUAGCAGUAGUAAUAAGCCUUCAGAGAGAGAAAGUAAGCCUUCGGAAAAAGACAAGCUGAUCGAAGAGCGCAAGAAAAUCGAAGCUGAAAAGAAAUUGCUCGAGGAAAUGCGUCGCAGUAUAGAAGAGGAGAAGAAAAAGCUGGCACUUGGCAAAGUUAAAAGAGUGGAGGAAAAAACUGUGAAUGGAUCGUCGAGUAAAUCGAAAGUUCCUGAACAAAAGUUAUCUGGAAAAGAUUCGAAACUUAGACAGGCUCUCAAACCCGACGCAAAACCACGACAAUUCCUUCCUGCUGAUAUCAAGUCUAGACAGUUUCCACCACCUGACGUCAGACCUGCGAGGCCCAAGCAAUUCCCUCCAAAGGAUGUGAAACGGAAACCCGUGGUCAAGAAACGACGCAUUUACGAUGACGAUUCUGAGCACGAUUCAGAGUUGGAUGAUUUUAUUGAUGAUGGGCCGGGGGAUGGGGCGGAAGAUUAUAGUAAAUAUAUUAGCGAGAUAUUCGGAUAUGACAAAAGUAAAUACAGGGAUCUUGACGAAGACGACGCUGGUAUGGAAAGCAAUUUUGCUCAGCAGCUCAAGGAAGAAUACGUUUCUACAAAAAUUGGCAUUAUGGAAGACUUGGAAGAUAUACGAAUGGAGGCGCUUGAGAAGAAAAAGAAGGCAUUGGUUAAAAAUAAGAAGCCAAAAUAAUGGAAAUGAAAAAGGAGCGGCGUUGAAGGCUGUUGAUAAUUAUUGAUUAUACGUAUGACGAAAUAUUUUCGUAAUAGUAAAUUAUUCCAUUAUUUUAUGAUUCGGAAGUGUGAUGAUGAGGCGGAUUGAAAGCAGUCAAAAAACCUUUACAUACAUAUUAUAAUAUAUCUCGUAGUAUGUUACAGAUAAACAUAUAUUUAUGAACAUCCAGGAUGUGAAUUGAUUUGCGUGUGUUGUAUAUAAAAAAGACGUUGAUGAAUGUGAAAUUUAUACAUUAUAUAGUACAUCACGGUUAUAUUGUAUAAACUAGACAAUAGUAUUCAAUGAUCUACUAAAUCGAUUCUCACGUGUACAAGAUUUUCUCUUUGCAUUCCUCACAGCCAACGAAAAUAUUUUAAAUUUAAAAAGGAUAGAAAAAAAAAAUUAUCCAACAGUAAGACAAUAAUGAUAAAAAUACCCAACACAAUCUGCUUACACGAUUGUUGCAUAGUUGAAAAUUUGGAAAUGCUACAGCAAACAUACAGGUAUAACAAUUAAUUGUUGUGGUAGAAUGAAAUCAAUCAAAUACUUUAAACAAAAAUCGUCAAAGUGCCAAGACUUAUAUACUAAAUAAGGGAUUUAAUCGAUUUUGUACAAGCUUAGUCGAAGAAAUAAUCGUUCCUCGAAUAACAGUUUUGCUUUUUUGUAUUCUCUUCUCUCUUCACUAUCUCAUUCUCGUUUUGGCAACUUAAAGUGCCGUUGUUGAUUGUUAUUUUUUAUUUUGUUCGUUUUAUAUUAAACAUAUUAUUUUAUUUACGGCAUAGUAAAAUAUUAAUUGCGUUUUGAGUUUUUUUCUUGUAAAACUGACCGCUUGAUUGUUGGCUAUAAUAAAAUUUCUGAAUUAA
Messenger RNA from Neodiprion virginianus, 2845 nucleotides. RefSeq names its product protein SPT2 homolog. The transcript is spliced from 8 exons. Bases 198 to 1961 code for a protein of 587 amino acids. Gene Ontology annotation, cellular component: nucleolus. Gene Ontology annotation, molecular function: histone binding; DNA binding. Gene Ontology annotation, biological process: regulation of DNA-templated transcription; nucleosome assembly. The record is from RefSeq and is a predicted model, not a curated record. Lineage: Eukaryota; Metazoa; Arthropoda; Insecta; Hymenoptera; Diprionidae.